AUGGAAACGGACAUAACACUGGAACAGUCUCCGGCGACGGAGAUAAAUGCCGGCAGGAUAAUCAGCCGAGAUUCCGUGAAACCGGACUUCCAAGGAAAGGUUUUGGAGUUCCAGUUCAAGUCCCUGUUGAACGAUCCGAUCCUGGUCCUAUUCUUUAGCCUUGCGCAGCUUCAGACGGUGGAGUUCAGUUACAUGCUUCUUUGCUAG
Thlaspi arvense is the source of this 207-nucleotide messenger RNA. NCBI's taxonomy places the organism in Eukaryota, Viridiplantae, Streptophyta, Magnoliopsida, Brassicales, Brassicaceae. The record is from the annotation of a GenBank genome assembly.